Triticum turgidum subsp. durum (durum wheat) is the source of this 627-nucleotide messenger RNA. The record is from the annotation of a GenBank genome assembly. Lineage: Eukaryota; Viridiplantae; Streptophyta; Magnoliopsida; Poales; Poaceae.
AUGGACGUCUCAGGCACCGGAGCUGGCGCGAAGGGGAAGAAGGGCGCGGCCGGGCGCAAGGCCGGCGGCCCCAGGAAGAAGUCGGUGACGCGGUCCGUCAAGGCCGGGCUCCAGUUCCCCGUCGGCCGCAUCGGGCGCUACCUCAAGAAGGGCCGCUACGCCCAGCGCGUCGGCACCGGCGCCCCCGUAUACCUCGCCGCCGUCCUCGAGUACCUCGCCGCCGAGCUUCUGGAGCUCGCCGGGAACGCCGCCAAGGACAACAAGAAGAGCCGCAUCAUCCCGCGCCACCUGCUGCUCGCCGGCCGCUACGCCCAGCGCGUCGGCACCGGCGCCCCCGUCUACCUCGCCGCCGUCCUCGAGUACCUCGCCGCCGAGCUGCUGGAGCUCGCCGGGAACGCCGCCAAGGACAACAAGAAGAGCCGCAUCAUCCCGCGCCACCUGCUGCUCGCCGUCAGGAACGACGAGGAGCUCGGAAAGCUGCUGGCCGGCGUCACCAUCGCGCACGGCGGCGUGAUCCCGAAGAUCAACCCGGUGCUCCUCCCCAAGAGGACCGCGGAGAAGGAGGGCAAGGAGCCCAAGUCUCCCAAGAAGGCGACCAAGUCCCCCAAGAAGGCAACCAAGGCUUAG